Paramecium primaurelia is the source of this 1482-nucleotide messenger RNA. NCBI's taxonomy places the organism in Eukaryota, Ciliophora, Oligohymenophorea, Peniculida, Parameciidae. The record is from the annotation of a GenBank genome assembly.
AUGAAGCCAAAGCCUCAAAUUGAGACCAAUAAUGUUUUUGACAUCUUGCAAAAGGCUAGUUAAAAUCUUAAGACAUAAAAAUUGGAUCUCAUUAACUCUGUUAGGAAUAUGUCAACCAAAUCAAAUUCAAAUAGCAAUAUUUUUGGGAAAGAAUUCUUAAAGCAAUAAUUUUGCAAAGAGAAUCAAAAAAAGAAGAAAUAGAUGUCAAAUUUAGAGUUAGUUGCAGCUAUGCAAAAGUAUAAUUAAUUAUUGCAAUAAAAACGUGAUACACUUACCAGAAAUUAUUCAAAAAGUUAAUCACUGUUAAAUCAACUAGUUACUAAAGUAACUCCAAACUUAGAACUAAAUAUGUUUAAACAAUCUUCACGAUCUCCUAUAUCUACAGAUGUAAGACCUUAAACUUCUGACUUAAAAGCCACUUCUUCUGUAUAACACAAAAGAUAACAAUCAAUAGGUUCCAAAGAAUAGAAUUAUAAAAAAUUAUACAAUGCUAUGUUACAAAAACCCAAGAAGGCUUAAUCACAUUAAACCACUCCUCAACAUUCUAGAUAAUAAUCAUUAUAACAAUCAUAACAAUUAUCUAAUAGAGAAUCAAAAUAUUUUGAAAGCAUUAAAUUUAAUAAGGAAAACAAGGAAAAUAGUUAAUUUCAAUAUUAUUUGGGUAAAAUUAGAUAAGUAUUUACUCGUCCUUUAAGAGAUGAUUAUUUUAGCUGUAUUUAUAGGGAACAUUUUUUUCAAACUUAUUAAGGAAUUUAUGUUGCAUCUUAUCUCAGACCAGUUGACCCUAAUGAUGUAAAGAAAAAAGCUGUUUAAUUAAAAUAAAAGGAAAAAUAUAGAAGUAUUAUUAAUUCUUAUUUAAGAUAAAAUAUCAUUAAUUUUUGAUUUAGAUGAAACUUUGGUACAUUGUAAUGAAUCAUUACUUUAAAAAUCUGAUAUUGUAUUAAAUAUACAAGUAGGUCCAAAUGAAGUAGUUAAAGCUGGAGUUAAUAUUCGUCCAGGAGCUAUUGAAUUAUUGGAAUCUUUAGUUGAUGAUUUUGAAAUCAUAAUCUUUACAGCUUCUCAUUCAUGUUAUGCUUAAUAGGUCUUAGAUUAUUUGGAUCCUGAAAAUAAACUAAUUUCUCAUCGUCUUUUUAGAGACAACUGUAUUAUGACAACAGGGGGAAUGUAUACAAAGGAUCUUAGAAUUUUUGAUAGGCAAUUAAGUUAAAUUGUUUUGAUUGAUAAUGCUGCUUAUAGUUAUGCUUGGCAAUUAGAUAAUGGAAUACCAAUAGUCCCUUUUUAUGAUAAUAAAGAUGAUCGAGAAUUAUGGGGUUUAUAAACCUAUUUAUUAGGUAUGAUUGGUGUGUCUGAUGUCAGAGAAUAUAAUAGGUAAUAAAUAAUCAUAAUAUUAAUAGAGAUAAAUUAAAAUUAAAUUAAUUUUUUGAUUCCUAAGGACCUGCAAAUGUAUUUGAAAAACUGUUUUAAUAGAAAAUUGAAAUAUGA